AUGGCAACCAAACGCAAAACCAAAGACACUCACGGAGGACCUGCCAAAAGGAAGAAGCCAGCGAAUGGGCUAGAGGUUCCAGCAGACGCAGUAAGCCGUGCAACGAGAAGCAAGUCUAAGUCGAAGGAUCCAGCCGAAUCCGACAGUUCUCCUACACCCGCGCCCAUGACCAUAGCUGGCAAGCCAGAACAGCAGAAAACCAACAAGCCCUGGUCAGCAGAAGAAAAGGCAUACCUCGAGAUUAUGUAUCAGAAGCUUCACGAUGCGGCGGCUUCCAAAAGCCAGGCAUCUCUUCCACAUGCGAGAAAAGUAUUCAAUUCUCUCAACAGCUUCUUCAAUGAGGGUCGACAGAGCGUCACAGAUACGAAAGGUACUAAUUUGUUUGUGGCAGAAGAUCGAGAAUGGGGCUCGUUCGACGCGUACAUCCGCCGCCCCACAAACAAACUAAUCAAUGGGCUUUGCGAUGAUAUCAAGGCACAUCUGAAGCAUGGGCCAGUCAUCGCGAAGUCUGGUGCGACAAAAGCAGUGGAGCAAGUCACCAAGGAUACGCCUGCUCCCCUCAAGAAAGCCGGCAAGAAAAUUCCGAAGGCCACAAUUGGUCACACUGAGGAGAAGAAGUCGAAACUUUCAGCAGGCACGAAUGCCUUUAUCUCUGAGCCAACAGAUGUUCUCGAUAGCGCCGAAGGACCAGCAGCAUAUGAAGCAUCAGUUCCCCUCACACUCGACCAAGAGGACAUCUUAUCACCUACCGACGUAUUCAAGGGGGAGGUCCCAGUCAAAGUGACUCCUGUCGAAGAGGUCAAUCGUCUGGUCAUAGCCGGUUACAAAUUCACCGAUAUUCCAGAAGACGACGAAGAAGCAAUGGAGAGGUACUUGAAAGAAGACGAUGAUCAGCAGCUCGACGGCUCGUGGAUCAAAACCGCAGGGGAUGAUCUUGACAAGAGGAUCGAAAGACGUGGUUUGCCUGAUAUGAACCGCAUGUCCUGGCCUAGGGACUUGAAGAAGAAGAUCGACUUCAAGGCCGAAGAAUGGCACAACAAGUCAGGACGCGUCGAUGGAGCUGCGGCAGUGAAUGGUUUGCGUGGCAUAGCGGUAGUACCACCUCUUGGCUAUACCGGCUCAAUUGAAGAGCUUGUGAAAGAGCGCCGAUUACUUUCCCGAGACCUACUAUUGGAAGACGCGAGCAAGGAAGCGAUCGAUAAGGUCUACUCUCUCCACAAAUCUGCCGAAGGGGAGAAGAAGCCUCAGCAUAACAUCGAAGACGAUGACUCGGACAUAACAGGCGACGAGUCCUCUUGA
Molecule: messenger RNA, 1299 nt
Organism: Parastagonospora nodorum SN15
Lineage: Eukaryota; Fungi; Ascomycota; Dothideomycetes; Pleosporales; Phaeosphaeriaceae
Exons: 3
Coding region: 1-1299 (432 amino acids)
Source: RefSeq, a predicted model, not a curated record